Anoplopoma fimbria (sablefish) is the source of this 1216-nucleotide messenger RNA. RefSeq names its product growth factor, augmenter of liver regeneration (ERV1 homolog, S. cerevisiae) (gene gfer). The transcript has 3 exons. Gene Ontology annotation, cellular component: mitochondrion. Gene Ontology annotation, biological process: liver development. Gene Ontology annotation, molecular function: flavin adenine dinucleotide binding; flavin-dependent sulfhydryl oxidase activity. The record is from RefSeq and is a predicted model, not a curated record. Lineage: Eukaryota; Metazoa; Chordata; Actinopteri; Perciformes; Anoplopomatidae. Bases 1 to 597 code for a protein of 198 amino acids.
AUGGCUGCGCCCAGAGGAGCGUCCACCUCCACCUCCACCUCCACCUCCAGCCCGGGCGGGUUUCAAGGUUUCCCGUUCGCCGUGGCUGCAAAACCGGCGGAGGACGGCUCCGGUAGAGAGCAGGAGCAGACCGGGGACGUGAAGAAGAAGCCGUGCAGAGCGUGCACUGACUUUAAAUCAUGGAUGAAGGUCCAGAAGAAACAGACUCCAGCUGCUGUACAGGAGACCCAAUCUGCAGAGUCAGAGCCACAAGACCCACAAUGUCCGCUGGACAGGGAGGAAUUGGGGCGUAACACCUGGUCCUUUCUGCACACGAUGGCAGCGUAUUACCCCGAUAGUCCAUCUUCUACGCAGCAGAAAGAGAUGGGGCAAUUCAUCAACCUGUUCUCCAAGUUCUUCCCGUGUGAUGAAUGUGCAGAAGACCUCAGGGGCAGAUUGAAAGCCAAUCAGCCGGAUACCAGGAAUCGCCACUCUCUCUCUCAGUGGCUCUGUCAUAUCCACAAUGACAUUAACGUCCGGCUGGGAAAGCCAGAGUUCGACUGCUCCCGCGUCGAUGAGAGGUGGAAAGAUGGAUGGAAAGAUGGUUCCUGUGACUGAUCGAUGAGAGGUGGAAUGAUGGAUGGAAAGAUGGUUCCUGUGACUGAUCGAUGAGAGGUGUGAAGACCGAGCUGAGACCUAAGAGGAAAAAUGAUUUCUGUCAGUGUAAAACUUUGAGUGGGAACUCCACAAAGUGGAGCUCAUACAUCUGUGGUGGAGAAACUUAACUUGAAGAGAGAGAGGCUAUGCUGUGCACUUAAAAUUCUUGUUUUGUGAUUAGUUACUAAAACUGAUCUAGUAAUAAAAUUAACAAAACAAAACAAACAGGUUUACCUCUCUGUUUCUCAGGUGAGAACCCAAACUAAUGCUUAAGUUUCACUGAUUUUGGUAAUUGGGGAGUUUUAAAAGAUUGCAAUACAAAUGUCUAAAUCAAUUUUACAUUAAAUCUUGUGUUUGUUGACUAAUAAAGCCCUGGUUUGUCUGUUAAAGCAGAAAGUUAAUUACAAUCGGGCCAUAGAAAUGUUGUUUCCUGGUUUGUUCUGAAGUCUUGUUUAACCCAGAAAAAUCCCCACAACAAUAAAUAUCACAUCCUUAAAUGUGAGAAUAAUAAAUAUUAUUCAAAUCUAAUUUUGUCAGUGAUUAAUUGGAGCUAUCACUUAUAUAAUAGUUUGUAAUAUGU